Messenger RNA from Peronospora belbahrii, 708 nucleotides. The record is from the annotation of a GenBank genome assembly. Lineage: Eukaryota; Oomycota; Peronosporomycetes; Peronosporales; Peronosporaceae.
AUGGAAUCCCCAUCUGGAGACGAGAAACUCCUGAACGUAUGCGUCACCAAGUCUAUUGAGACCACACAAUCUCUUCAUAGCGACAACACAACGUGGAACUUUGUGCAGAUGAAUAUGACGCUGCUACCGAUUGCUUGCCCACUACCGGUUAGUAUCAGUUGUAGAGUUCAGGAAGGAGCGGCAUUGGUAGGGAUAAAACCUUCUACGCCGACGCAGAAAUUGCAUCAUCGACUACGCCAGCAUACGACCAAUAUUAGUCCCAGAAGACAUGAUCAAGACUGCAACAAUGUGCGACCAUUGGCUAUAACAUCGUCUCAUCAACGUCACGUCAGUCGAGGACUUCCUCCGACUCCGAGAUCGGCUUCUGGAUCGAAACGAAAGCUUUCAGAAACUUGGCAUGUACCAGCUACUGACACUUCGAUAACACCAUUGGCAGGGAGUGUAUCGACACGAAUGCGGAGCUAUAGUGAAAAAUUGUUUACUCCAGCAUUACGAAGAGACAGUAAAUACGCUAGCGAUCUUGUGAGUCAAAUGCCAUCGGGGUGCAGCCUGCUGGAUCAAAAUGCUAGGCGAUUUUCAGGCUGUGCUGCCAAAGGUCUGUACAAAGGAAAGAGAAUCCUGGAGCUACAGGAUGAAGAUCGUAGAUUCUACCCAGACGAUCGAGGUACGGCUCUAUUGCCGUCCAAGCGGAGCAAACAUCAAUUGUAA